Molecule: messenger RNA, 966 nt
Organism: Paracoccidioides brasiliensis Pb18
Exons: 2
Coding region: 1-966 (321 amino acids)
Biological process (GO): peroxisome fission
Cellular component (GO): peroxisomal membrane
Source: RefSeq, a predicted model, not a curated record
AUGGUAGAGGUAUCGGAUCCAAUUUCCCAGCCCAAGGAGGCGCAGUCUUCUCCAGAGGCCUCCGGCAUCGCCGCUGCACGCACAGCGUCCCUAUGCGCCCUUGCGAAGAUGGACGUGGCAAUCCGGCGGUUGGACAAAUUCACAUCAACUGCAAAUGGCCUGGAGCGAUUCCUCGCAGUAGUCCAGUACAACUCUCAAAUGAUCCACUACCUACUCGCCUCUCCACCAUUGCGCGCACUCCUCGCGCGGGCGCACGCGUUGUCCCGGCCUUACGUUAUCAGGAGAUCCAAAUCACAAGCCCCUCCACCUAACACAGCACCAACACCGCCCCCGCCCUCGCCCUUCCUCGCGCUCUCCUCCCUAAUGUCCGAAACCCGCACAACCCUGCGCCUCCUGGGCCUCCUCUCGCUCUGGUCCUGGGGCUCCGCAACCCUCAGAAAGCCCCCCACCGACCCAAUCCUCUGCGCAAUCGCCUGCACCCAAGUAACCGCGAACGUCCUGUACCAGAUUCUAGAGAACGUGGCACAUCUGGCGUCCAAGGGCGUGUUGAACAGGCGAGCGGUGGAGCGGUGGGGGUCCUUGGGGAAGUGGUAUGUGUGGAGUACGCGGGCGUGGUUGGCACAUGUGCUGUUGGAGUUUGUGAGGGUUUGGAGGGAGUAUGUGUUAGCAAGGGAGAUGCGGAAGAAGAAUGCUGAGUUGCGGGGGGAUGUUGGGGAUACGGAGAAGGGAGGCCGGGAUGAGGAGGAGGAGGAGGAGGAGGAAGGGGAGAAGAAGAGUGCUCGGCGGGCGGAGGUGAGCGGGUGGAAGAAAAGCUUAUUGAAUAGCCUGGCCUGGCUGCCAUUGUGCGUGCAUUGGAGUUUUGAGGGCGGGGUUGGUGUGCCGGAUCAGCUUGUUGGGCUGCUGAGUAUGGCUGCCGGUGCAUGGGGGGUGCAUGAUAUGUGGAAUGUGACGGCAGCGGUGGUGUGA